AUGCCUUCGUCCAUGCGGUACCUCUUUAUAGUUUCUGUCUCCAGCGUGAUCGUUUUCAUCGUGCUCUACGUGUUCAGUUUUGGAGGCGACCAAAGCUUCCAGAGGCUAAAUAGCUCGGACACUUGGAUGCUGACUCAAAUUUGCACAUCCUUUAUCAACGGGAAAACGCCUUUCCUGUGGAGAAAUAAACUAAUGAUCUAUGAGAAGUCUUCUUGCAAGGAAUACUUGACCCAAAGCCAUUAUAUCACGGCCCCCUUAUCUAAAGAAGAAGCUGCAUUUCCUUUAGCAUAUAUCAUGGUCAUCCAUCACAAUUUUGAUACCUUUGCAAGGCUCUUCAGGGCUAUUUACAUGCCCCAGAAUAUCUACUGUGUCCAUGUGGAUGAAAAGGCCACAGCUGAAUUUAAAGAUGCAGUAGAGCAAUUACUGAGCUGCUUCCCCAAUGCUUUUCUGGCUUCAAAGAUGGAACCAGUUGUCUAUGGUGGGAUUUCCAGGCUCCAGGCUGACCUGAACUGCCUCAAAGAUCUUUCAGCCUCUGAGGUUCCAUGGAAGUACGCCAUCAACACCUGUGGCCAGGAUUUCCCCCUGAAAACCAACAAGGAAAUAGUUCAUUAUUUGAAAGGAUUUAAAGGGAAAAAUAUUACUCCAGGGGUACUGCCCCCAGCUCAUGCAAUUGGACGGACUAAAUACGUCCACCGUGAGCAUCUGGGCAAAGAGCUCUCCUAUGUGAUAAGAACGACAGCUUUGAAGCCACCUCCUCCCCGUAAUCUCACCAUUUACUUUGGUUCUGCCUAUGUUGCUCUAUCAAGAGAGUUUGCCAACUUUGUUCUCCAUGACCCACGGGCUGUUGAUUUGCUCCAGUGGUCCAAAGACACUUUCAGUCCUGAUGAACACUUCUGGGUGACACUCAAUAGGAUUCCAGGAACUGGAGUUGAGAGCCGCUCUGGAGAGCAUCUCCCCAGGGAGGAAGGCAAGCGUGGCCGUGUCAGCGGGCUGUCCAGCCUGACCUGCAAGGGGUGCAUUUUAGGAUAA
Messenger RNA from Cynocephalus volans (Philippine flying lemur), 1029 nucleotides. RefSeq names its product N-acetyllactosaminide beta-1,6-N-acetylglucosaminyl-transferase-like. Gene Ontology annotation, molecular function: acetylglucosaminyltransferase activity. The transcript has 2 exons. Gene Ontology annotation, cellular component: membrane. The record is from RefSeq and is a predicted model, not a curated record. NCBI's taxonomy places the organism in Eukaryota, Metazoa, Chordata, Mammalia, Dermoptera, Cynocephalidae. The coding region runs from base 1 to 1029 and encodes 342 amino acids. Gene Ontology annotation, biological process: transforming growth factor beta receptor signaling pathway.